Molecule: messenger RNA, 303 nt
Organism: Suillus subaureus
Lineage: Eukaryota; Fungi; Basidiomycota; Agaricomycetes; Boletales; Suillaceae
Product: DSS1/SEM1 family-domain-containing protein
Exons: 3
Biological process (GO): proteasome assembly; mRNA export from nucleus; double-strand break repair via homologous recombination
Cellular component (GO): proteasome complex; proteasome regulatory particle, lid subcomplex
Source: RefSeq, a predicted model, not a curated record
GCAUCCUCAUCAAAACCCGCAGACAAACAAACAGAGAAGUCCAAGGAGGAGGACAGUCAGCCUCACCUUGGGGUCCUUGAAGAAGACGACGAGUUCGAGGAGUUCGAAGUCGCAGACUGGGAUGAUUCUAGUACGGAUCUGGCGCACUUGAAGGGCGCUGCACCUGGGGUCGCAAAAUCAGCGGGGGAUAAACUUUGGGAGGAUAAUUGGGACGAUGACGACAUCGAGGACGAGUUCAGUGUGCAGCUACGGAAUGAGCUUUCUAAGGCAGGGAAAGCAACUGGAGACCCGAUGCAGCAAUAA